AUGAUUGACCACAACACCCCGACAACCACUGACGACGAUGUCCAGCCGCAGAACUACCUGCGCAUCCCAGGCCUCGUCUUCGACGACGUGCCGGCCCUGAUUCCGCAGGCGCACUCGGCGGCCCUCCGGUUCCUACAGCCCGCGGACUUCGACCUCGGCAUGUCGUACGGCGAGUACUACGAACUGCUGGAGCCUUUCGACCGCGUCGCACACAGGCUCGUCGACGUGUUCGACUACUGCGUCCAGGUCUUUCGUCGGGGACCUCUGGUCCCCGCGGCCUUCACCACCGCUCCGUCUUCUCCGCGGUCUGCCGGCGGCGCCGACUCGGCAGGGGAAGACCCACCCGCCGCAGGCUCGGCGGCGGCGUUCUGGGGGGAGUUCUUCGACCGGGUGCUCGACCACCUCGGCCCCGCGGCGGAGGCGGUCAGGCUGUGCUCGCUCGACGUCAUGUGGAUCGUCCACCUGUACACGCGGGCGUGGCAGGGCACGGGCAAGGCUUGCCGGGCGGCCGGGCGGGCGCACUGGCGGCGGGCGAACAUCCGUCACCUGCACGACCUGCUGGAGGAGUGGUUCGGCAUGUUGAGGGCGAGGGGGGUGGCUUGGACGGACGUGUUUGGCGAGCUGUUUGAGGCUCGACGGUGA
Molecule: messenger RNA, 642 nt
Organism: Colletotrichum destructivum
Lineage: Eukaryota; Fungi; Ascomycota; Sordariomycetes; Glomerellales; Glomerellaceae
Exons: 1
Coding region: 1-642 (213 amino acids)
Source: RefSeq, a predicted model, not a curated record